UCGUUUUGAAGAUUUUGCUUUGUAUAUCUUCGGUUGUAAAUCGAAAUCCACCAGUUUUCGGGCGAAGGAAUUUUUUUUGUUCCUUUUUUCUUACAGGAGAGAAGUACAUUUCCGAUGCUAUUGAAGGUAGCGUCCUGAUCAAAGUGAUUCUUAUCUUGUCAGCUUGGGAACCUUUGUUCGGCUUACUAGAGGUUGCUGAGAAAUGGAUGGAAAUGCUUCUUGUGAAGACGUUGAUAACAUUGACUGGGAUACCGAAGAUGAACUAGAAAUUCAGGAUAUUCCUGUUUCAUCUUGUUCAAGGUUGACGCCGCCUGGUGAAGAAUCUGUUGCUGGCACGGGGGAGGCAAGCUCAUCAGUAGAUCCUUCUUCCCACUCCAAGUUGGUUCAUCAUUUCAUAGGGAUGGGGUUUUCUGAAAAAUUGGUUACAAAAGCAAUUGAGGAGAAUGGACAAGGCAAUACAGAAUCAAUUCUAGAAACUCUCCUGACAUACUCGGUAAGUCUCACACAUUUUGAGACACUUUCCUGUAGCUUUUUCCUUCACCGCUUAAGCCCUUUGAUACUCAUCGGUGCUUUGUGAAUGAA
Ilex paraguariensis (yerba mate) is the source of this 582-nucleotide messenger RNA. The record is from the annotation of a GenBank genome assembly. Lineage: Eukaryota; Viridiplantae; Streptophyta; Magnoliopsida; Aquifoliales; Aquifoliaceae.